UUAAAGAAGACAAGUAGUUCUAUAUAAUUUUAUUUUCGGCUGACGGGCCUUGUGCGCGAAGGCAAAGCAGUUCCCGAGUCAAUCUCUGGUUUUGUCAUUCUCCUCUUCAUCUUCUUCUUCUUCCCCUCCUCAAUUUCUUCCACCUUCUAUCUGUCUUUCGCUUUCAUGGCCGGACGCUACGAUCCCAAUCCCUUUGAGGAAGAAGAGGUUAAUCCCUUCGCGAAUGGAAGUGCUGGAAGUGCUUUUACCUCUGCGUCCAAUACUAGGCCUCAAUCUCUUACUCCUGAAUCGGCUGGUUUUUUCAAUGAUCGUGGUGCAACAGUUGAUAUACCCCUUGAUUCGACAAAGGAUUUAAGAAAGAAGGAGAAAGAACUUCAAGCAAAGGAAGCAGAAUUGAGGAGGAGGGAACAGGAAGUUAAACGAAAGGAGGAUGCAGCUGCUCGCGCUGGAGUAGUACUUGAAGAAAAGAACUGGCCACCAUUUCUUCCUAUUAUCCAUCAUGACAUUGCAAAAGAAAUACCUGUUCAUGUUCAAAGAAUGCAAUACUUGGCAUUUGCUUCAUUGUUAGGAUUGGUAGCAUGUCUGUUUUGGAAUGUCAUAGCUGUUACUGCUGCUUGGAUCAAGGUUUCAAAUGUAAGAAUUUGGUUGCUUGCCAUUAUCUACUUUAUUUCUGGGGUUCCUGGAGCCUAUGUAUUAUGGUAUCGCCCUCUUUAUAAUGCCAUGAGGACUGACAGUGCUCUGAAGUUUGGAUGGUUUUUCCUAUUUUACGUGCUUCACAUCGCAUUCUGCAUCUUUUCUGCUGUUGCCCCUCCUAUUAUUUUCAAGGGAAAAUCACUAACUGGUAUCUUGGCAGCUGUUGAUGUUAUUGGAGAUUCCACUAUAGUUGGGAUAUUCUACUUCAUCGGAUUUGGGUUCUUCUGCAUCGAAUCGUUGCUAAGCAUUUGGGUUAUUCAACAAGUAUAUAUGUACUUCAGAGGAGCCGGAAAGGCAGCACAGAUGAAGCGAGAGGCAGCGCGUGGGGCAAUGAGGGCUGCUGUUUGAGCAAACAUUAUUAUCAACAUAGCUAAUGCUUGUAAUUUUUUUUAUUGCCGUUUAUUUGCUUUUUUCUUGUUAAAAUAAUAUAGAGAUAUUUGUGAUGAUGCGUGUUUUUUUA
Phalaenopsis equestris is the source of this 1153-nucleotide messenger RNA. RefSeq names its product secretory carrier-associated membrane protein 2-like. Bases 166 to 1041 code for a protein of 291 amino acids. Gene Ontology annotation, biological process: protein transport. The transcript has 12 exons. NCBI's taxonomy places the organism in Eukaryota, Viridiplantae, Streptophyta, Magnoliopsida, Asparagales, Orchidaceae. Gene Ontology annotation, cellular component: recycling endosome membrane; trans-Golgi network membrane. The record is from RefSeq and is a predicted model, not a curated record.